AGUAAGCGGGUUGAGGGCCACGAAAUUGGAGAGGGGUGGGGUGUUAGAGAGCCGGAGACUAGGUCUAGGUAUUGGUGGGUGACAGAGUUGCAGGGGAGUCUGGACGGAACUGCCGUGGGAAUUGUCCCGCCUUCUAGAAAUGUAACUGUGGCCAGGAGUCCCGAUUGGCCUGGCGCAGUCUCUGAACUAGAAACUGAUGUCGGGUUCUCUGGGCAGAAGGGGGGGGGGGGGGGGGGGGGGGGGGGGGCUGCCCUGAUCCCUGGUGAGUGGUGCUAGAGGAGGGCCCAAGGCCUUGGUCUGACUUGGCUGCUAUAUCCCGUGGUGGCGUGGUCAAGGCCCUUUUCCUCUCUUCAACCCGCUUUCCCCUUUUGUAACGGUUGGAUUGCAUCACCGACUCAAUGGACAUGAGUUUGAGCAAACUCUGGGAGUUGGUGAUGGACAGGGAAGCCUGGCCUACUGCAGUCUCUGGGGUCGCAAAGAGUCGGGUAGGACUGAGCGACUGAACUGAACUGAAGGUGCAGUCUACCAUGCCUUCUCUCAGAAGGAGGCAAAAGAGUUCGACGUUCAGCACAUGGGAGCCCAGCGGGCCGAGGCCUUCGUGAGGGCCUUCCUGAGGCGGAGCAUGCCCCGCAUGAGCCAGCAAGCCCUGGAGGACCACCUGCAACGCAAGGCCGUGGUCCUGGAGUACUUCACUCACCGGAAGCAAAAGGAAAAGAGAAAGAAAUCUAAAGGCCUUUCUGCCAAGCAGAGGAGGGAGCUGCGGCUCUUUGACAUUAAGCCAGAGCAGCAGAGAUACAGUCUUUUUCUCCCUCUACAUGAACUCUGGAAACAGUACAUCCGGGAUCUAUGCAACGGCCUCAAACCAGACACGCAGCCACAGAUGAUUCAGGCCAAGCUUCUAAAGGCAGAUCUUCACGGCGCUAUUGUUUCAGUUACAAAAUCCAAGUGCCCCUCCUAUGUGGGUGUUACAGGGAUCCUUCUACAAGAAACAAAGCACGUUUUCAAAAUUAUCACUAAAGAAGACCGCCUGAAAGUUAUCCCCAAGCAAAACUGUGUGUUCACCGUGGAGAUCGAUGGCUUUAUUUCCUACAUUUAUGGUAGCAAAUUCCAGCUGCGGUCAAGUGAGCGGUCUGCAAAAAAGUUCAAAGCCAAGGGAACAAUUGACCUGUGAGCUGUUACUGCCUAAGGGGAUUAUUUAUGCCAGCCAAAGACUGGAAACAUCCGCCUUUCAGGGAAGAGAUGGUCAGGCCAGUUCUGGUUAUAGACCACUUCCAGCCAGUUUAAAUCAGCGUUAAGGACAUUUAGUCUUCUGGGGAGAAGCACACUGUACUGAGCACAGAAUUCAGGGACCAGAGGGAUGUGUCGUUACAGAUGCUCUCGUUUUCCUGUUACUCCCAUGGAAAGAAAAGAUUGGCAGGAAGCACCAGGAUUAACACAAGUUGACCUAAACAGUUUGUUUGGUUUUUCCUUUUCAUACUUUUCUGUUUUCAGAAAGCUGUUUGAUAAGUCAGUAGCUUGUGUGAUAAAGCAUGCGUGUGGGCG
Messenger RNA from Odocoileus virginianus texanus, 1542 nucleotides. NCBI's taxonomy places the organism in Eukaryota, Metazoa, Chordata, Mammalia, Artiodactyla, Cervidae. The record is from RefSeq and is a predicted model, not a curated record.